Megalobrama amblycephala (Wuchang bream) is the source of this 3571-nucleotide messenger RNA. RefSeq names its product arginine vasopressin receptor 2a, duplicate b (gene avpr2ab). Gene Ontology annotation, biological process: regulation of systemic arterial blood pressure by vasopressin; G protein-coupled receptor signaling pathway; positive regulation of vasoconstriction. NCBI's taxonomy places the organism in Eukaryota, Metazoa, Chordata, Actinopteri, Cypriniformes, Xenocyprididae. Gene Ontology annotation, cellular component: membrane. The record is from RefSeq and is a predicted model, not a curated record. Gene Ontology annotation, molecular function: vasopressin receptor activity; peptide binding. The transcript has 8 exons. The coding region runs from base 450 to 2078 and encodes 542 amino acids.
CACUUCGGUUUUCACGAGUGUGACGUCACCUUGAUGUCACUUUCCCGCCGGAACACGCUUCCUCAGCUGGACUGGUGGCAAAAGAGCUACUCACUGGAUUUUAUAGGGGAAACUGCGAAAACAUGCAGCUACUUAAUGUCAUCAGAAAUUGAAGACAUCUUGGCCUAAAUGUUGCCAAAAUGCAGGGCAGUUGAAAGCCCAGCGGAGCCAGUGAUCUGCACACAUCCUCUCCGUCUGUCCAUCACGCCUCUCGGAGCAGGUUCUCCUAGGCUGUAGUAAUUAGUGUAGACACCCGCUGCCCUCCUCAAGACCUGCAGUCAUCCCAGAUCAGCUUCAGCAGCCAUGCGCAAAAGAUCCAACCAUGAUGGAAACAACAGCAGGAGGUGCUCAAUUCCCCAGCAGGAACUUACAGGGGCCACUGCUUAUUUCCAUGGUAACAUUAGGGGGGCAUGAGGAUGGCCUCUUGGGAAGAGAAUUUGGGUCAGCCCAAUCACUCUGUGCUGGAGAUGGAGGGGCCACCGGACCUGUCCAGCUCUCUCUUCAAUCUCAGCAGCAGUUAUGGGGGCACGGGGUCUUUCCUCUGGCUGUUUCCAUCGGAGAACGUCACAUGGACCACCAUGAGGCCCACAAUGCAGCCAGUUGCCCCUCCACGGGUACGAGACCAAGCCUUGGCCCAGGCGGAGAUUGGGGUGCUGGGGCUGGUGCUUGCUCUCACUACUCUGGGUAAUGGAUUUGUGCUGUGGGUGCUACUGCGUAGGAAGAAACAUCAUGCUCCCAUGCACCUCUUCAUGGUCAAUCUGUGCGUGGCUGACCUGGUAGUGGCCUUCUUUCAGGUGCUGCCACAGUUGGUGUGGGACAUCACUGAGCACUUCCAGGGCCCUGACGCUUUGUGUCGCUCCGUCAAAUAUUUGCAGGUUGUCGGGAUGUUCGCAUCCUCCUAUAUGAUCGUGGCCAUGACUGUGGAUCGGCAUUAUGCCAUCUGCUGCCCCCUGCAGGCGUAUCGCGGGGGCGCGCCCUCUCGCUGGAACACCCCUAUAAUGGUUGCAUGGGGCCUGGCCCUUGUGCUCAGUUUACCACAGGUGUUUAUCUUCUCACGGUCAGAGGUGUCCCCUGGGGUGUUUGAAUGCUGGGGCCACUUUGCUGAGCAAUGGGGUCUUAAAGCAUACGUCACCUGGAUGACUGUGGCUGUGUUCGUAUUGCCAGCUUUAAUCAUCACUGUCUGUCAGGUUCGCAUCUUCAGAGAAAUCCAUGACAAUAUCUACCUGAAGUCAGAGCGGGUGGUGACAGCAGAAUUUAAGAGGAACUCUGUCUUCUUCCACUUUGCUCAGCGGGAGGGUGGCAGGGGAAGGAGCAGAGAGAGAAACAGACAGAGCAGGCACACUCACCAUGGUGACAGCAAUUUCAGUCAAGCUCACUGCAACCCCUCACUUCAUGCCAGAGAGGAAGAGUCCUCCUCAAGCCUAUAUGAUGACUACUCUCAGACUUUACCCUGCAGGAGCUCUAUCUGUGAGCCCUGCUUUGGGCCCCUCCCCUCUUCAGACAGCUCCUCCCCUUCCAUCACAACUCACCUGCAAAACACCUCCAACCAUCUCUCAGACUCCUCCCAUUCUCAGUCAUUAUCAGCCAAUAGCGUUUGUGGAUUGGCUGGACACCCAAACAGCUCUGCAGCUUCUGAACUGUGGCCAGAUGUGCUUCCAGAUGCUUUUCCCCUUCCGACCGAGUACUCGCACCCGCCACCUCUCCCAGGUGUGACCAAGGCCAUGUCUAAGACAGUGAGGAUGACUCUUGUUAUUGUGCUGGUCUACACCAUCUGCUGGUCUCCCUUCUUUAUUGUUCAGUUAUGGGCAGCCUGGGACCCCAACCCACCAAACCAAGGGGCUGCUUUCACUAUCCUGAUGCUACUAGCCAGUCUAAACUCCUGCACUAACCCAUGGAUCUACACAGCCUUCUCCAGCAGCGUGUCCCGUGAGCUGCUCGCACUGCUGCGAUGCCAAACCGGAUCUCCACGUCGAGGUUCCCUGCCGGACGACUCCACCACAACUCACACAUCCACCAACACCAAGGACUCCAUAUACUGACCUCUGGCCUGACUCAACAACACGCUCACACACCAGCACAUGGCAAACACACCACUGAUGUGAUGGGCUAGACCCUGUCCCAAAUGCUACUCUUUGCCCACAUUUCGGUGACAUAAUGCUGCAUAACUGUCAGGCAGUAAGGCCAAAUGUCGCAUUCGGGCUUGUGAGCAGAUAUUUAGCAUAAAAUGACAAAUGAGACACCCUAAGGUCUCAUGAACUCCACAAGCGUGCAUAAAGUGCACCGUUUGAUACAGGACUGGCGUAAUGUCCACACAUGUCCUAGUGUGCAAGCUCUUGGUCACAUGAUUUUACAUUCAGGUACAUGGCAGUUACACAACAUGAGCAGCAGAUACUGAUCCAUUAAUAACAACUUGCUUCAGUUUGAAAGACAAAACCACAUUGCCAUGCCCAGUGCUUUUUAAAGACAGCUGUCCAUUCAGUCACAUGAAAGCAGACUGGAGUGAUGAAUCAAGAGGAAGAGGAGGGGGAUGUGUUAGGAAGCGAAGGAUCGGAGGUCCUCCAUUGUUCUCCAUCUUUCUUUCAUGCCUCAACCGAGUGUUUUUAUAGAUUAGCAUCACAGGAUUAUAUCAGACUUCACAGUACAAAGUAAGUGUGGAAAAUGCAAUAGUGGGAAGAGAAAAAAGGCGUGUGAACAAUUGGACAGAUUGGACAAAAGAUUAUCUGGAUAUACGCUACACAAGACCAGCGGCAAGAUGCUGCAAAUUAGAGCGUCAGAAGUUUAGGGUUUUAGAAGUUUUAACAUUUCCACCACCAGCAAGAACGUUACGAAAAUAUCAGCCUAUGAUUGUGGGAAUCAAACACAUUGGCAGCUUAGUGACUUUGUGAAUCAUAUAUCAAAUCUAAAGUGUUCAAAAGAAUCUACAUUUGAGAACUGCUGGACACAAAAGCUGAGCUGAAUGAAAUCUCAUUUUAUGUGUUGGUCAUUUUAGUGGUUUAAUAUAUCAAAACAAAGAAAUACCACACAUUGUUUAGAAGCUGUUGAUUGUGUAAUGCAUUUCAGUCCAAAACUACACACUGUCCUGAGAAAUCCUUGCAUUGAAGAAAAAAAAAAUUUUCCUUUUUUCUUUUUGAAUGCUUUGGGUGAGAAAUAACUUUUUAGAGGAAACAGGGUAAUGGUAAAUGAACAGCAAUAUAUAGGUUGUAGGCAACAUUUCGAGGGCAACUGCUACAGUUGAAAUCUCUACAUUAUGUACAUAUGUAAAAACGAAUCACACCAAUUUCAGUUUCACCCACACGUUUGUCACUCUUUUUAGCUCUACCUCUGGUCUUUGUUUGAUUUUGUGUUAAAAAUUAUAUUUUUUUUUCUCAUUUGGAAUCUGGGGACCAUUCACAUGCUUCAGAGUAACUUAUUUGUACAGAAAAUAUUAACAUUAUAAUAAAAGAGUGUAGAAGGAUUAAAGGAUUAGUUCACGUUCAACUGAAAAUUACCACAAGCUUUACUCACCCUCAAGCCAUCCUAGGUGUAUCUGACU